This is a messenger RNA of Cyprinus carpio (common carp), 4554 nucleotides long. Its product is annotated as semaphorin-4B-like. The record is from RefSeq and is a predicted model, not a curated record. Gene Ontology annotation, biological process: negative regulation of axon extension involved in axon guidance; positive regulation of cell migration; axon guidance. Gene Ontology annotation, molecular function: semaphorin receptor binding; chemorepellent activity. NCBI's taxonomy places the organism in Eukaryota, Metazoa, Chordata, Actinopteri, Cypriniformes, Cyprinidae.
CUCCAAGUAGGUAUAACUGCGGAGUGUCUCGGCGGUAGAUCUAUGAGCGAAGAAACCAGCGGCUGAAUUUUAUGCAGUCAACCGAGACUGAGAGAAACCAUGCUGGAAUACAAUUCUGAAGUCACAUGUACGAGUCACAUCAGCUGCCAGUCUCUUGGGAGACAGGGGUAAUGGUUUUAAGCGCUUUAGUGAUUCCAGAAAGUCUAAUUGGAGUUUGCUACAUGGAUAAUCCAUAAACGGAGGAAUGUGUUCUUUAAAAUAAGUGUCUGUUUGCCUACAAGGAUCUGAUAUCUGUUCACCUUUGACCUCUUUGAGGACAUAAUUGAAAUAUGGCAAGGUCCCGGUGACCUCAAGUAUAACUGAAAGAAGUAUACCUGAAAGAAUUAAUGACAGGGUGUUAACAUCACAUUUAAAACCAAAGAUACCUGGAAUAUAACCAUCUUCAUUUGCAAAGAAGUAACCAUGGCAAUCAAAUAUAAAGUCCAAUGGAAAGUAUCCAUGGAAACCACAAACUCUAUCUGGCUCUUAUUUGGGACCAUAUGGAUUAUUUUGACUGGAGUUUUACAAGCAACCACGGCGAGUGAAGAUGAUGUCACAGCACGCAUCAGUUUCAAAUACAAUGCAGAAGGACGUUCAGUGAGAGAGUUCUCUGUGGAUGGUGUGUAUAACUAUUCAACCCUUCUGCUGAGCCCAGAUGAAAACAAAAUCUACGUGGGAGCCAGGGAGAACAUAUUCUCUCUCAGCCUGGACAAUAUCAGCGUGACGUAUCUACAGAAAACACUCACAUGGAGCACUCCAGAAAAGAAGAGGCAAGAGUGUAUCUUUAAGGGAAAGGGCCCCCAGACUGAUUGUUUCAACUACAUCAAGAUUUUACUGCGUCUGAACAGCACACACCUGUAUGUGUGUGGAACAUAUGCCUUCAGUCCCAGCUGUGCUUACAUUAACAUUUCAAGUUUCUCUCUGGAAAGAGAUGAAAAGGGGGAACACAUUAUGGAGGACGGACGUGGACGCUGUCCAUUUAAUCCAGAAUACAGAUCUACAGCUAUUGCAGUGGAUGGGGAACUGUACACUGCUACUGUCAGUAACUUCCAGGGAAAUGAACCCACCAUUUAUAGGAGUCUAGGGUCUAGCACCCCUCUCAAAACGGAGAACUCUCUCAACUGGCUCCAGGACCCAGCAUUUGUAGGUUCUGCUUAUAUUACCGGUUCAGACAGCGAGAGAAGUGAUGAUCAGAUCUACUUUUUCUUCAGCGAGAUGGGGAAGGAGUUCGACUUCUUUGAUAACACCAUAGUGUCCAGGAUUGCACGUGUGUGUAAGGAGGAUCAAGGUGGAGAGAGAGUUCUGCAGAAGAAAUGGACCACAUUUCUGAAAGCUCAACUCUUGUGUUCGCUACCGGACGAUGGCUUUCCUUUCAACAUCAUACAAGAUGUAUAUGUGCUUCCAGCCCAACAAAAGAAAAACACACUCCUCUAUGCAGUCUUCACUUCUCAGUGGAGUAAAGGUCUAGCAGGCAGUUCAGCAGUCUGUGUGUUCAGCAUGGAUCAGGUAGAAAAAGCGUUUUCUGGUCGUUACAAAGAGGUGAACCGAGAGACACAGCAGUGGUACACACACACUCACUCUGUACCUGAACCACGACCUGGAAUGUGUAUUACUAAUGCUUCAAGGCAGCUGGGAAUAGACUCAUCCCUUGAUAUGCCAGAUAAGGUAUUAAACUUUGUGAAAGACCACUUCCUGAUGGACAGUCCUGUCAAAAGUCAGCUAGUGCUCUUCACACACUCUGUGCACUACACACAAAUUGCUGUGCACCACGUGCAAGGCCUCCACGCAGCUUACGAUGUGCUGUUCAUCGGGACAGAUGAUGGACGUUUGCAGAAGGCUGUGAAUGUAGCCGGUAUGAUGCACAUCAUUGAGGAGAUCCAACUGUUCCCAGAGCAACAACCUGUACAAAACAUAGAGAUGGAUUCAGCUAAGGGUUUGUUAUUUGUGUCGUCACAUUCUGGUAUUGUGCAGCUGCCAGUAGCAAACUGCAGUUUCCAUAACAACUGUGGCGAGUGUGUUUUGGCCAGAGAUCCAUACUGUGCCUGGACAGGCACACACUGUACUGACGUCACACGUGUCCCACCACAAGACCAAUGGCAGCAGGAUAUCGAGAAGGCAGACACUUCAAAAUGUAAAAGUACAAUGUUCAGUGUGGUGUCUGAGAGCUCAGUGUUACCACGUUCUUUCCCAAGUUCCCAAGAUUCUGCUUGCGAGCUCAUUAUCGUCCCAGCUAAUACUCUUCGUCUGCUGCCCUGCAUUCUUCGCUCCAACCAUGCUGAAAGGAAAUGGUCAUAUAAACCAGAUGCAGGCCACUUCCUGUUCCCAAGCCCAGAUGGUGGGUUGGUAGUCAGCAGCCGUGCAGGCAGCGAUGAGGUCUUCUCGUGUUGGUCAGAAGAACAUGGCUUCAGGCAACUCUUGGCCAACUACUGUGUGAAGGCAGAGCCUUUAUCGGAGAAUACAACCAAUACGGGGCGGAUGGAUGCACAUCUUAUAAUCCAAAGCAUUUCAUCUGACAUCUUGUCCAGCGAAUCGGCACACUCCGCUCAACUGCGCAUAAAGACAUAUGGCACAGAGCUGGCAGUAGUGUGUGUGCUGUUAGCUGUAUGUGUGCUUUCGUUCGGGCUGUCGGUAGCAUAUCGACACAGGGGCUGGAUGAAGGAGGUACUGAGAGGAGGAGAACAAACUGGAGAAGCCCAAAAGAGCACAGUCAGGCCUGGGGAGAGUUUACCCCUCAAUACAAGUGUGCUUCCAACAUCCCCAUCCGACCACAGAAGCUACCAGACGUUGGAGGAAAACUGUGGCUACAUAAUUGCUCCAUCAGAGACAAGCACGCAGCACAACUCCAAGGAAGCACAGACACUCACCCAAACACCACAGAAUGGCUUUAAAGAGACUCAUGUGGAAGUCAGUGACAUUAGCCCUCAGCCACGUGUACGAUUGGGCUCUGUGAUAAGAGACUCUGUGGUUUAAAAUCCAAUUAAUUUACAUAAUUGACGUAUUAACAGUCUUUAACUGUUUAUGUUCACUUGGUACAUUCAAUGGGCAGCUUUCAUGAAGACAAAGUGUACUGAGCCCUAAGUACAAGAGAAUAGAUGGGACAUGCUCAGUGUGUGAAUUGCAAAAUUAUAGUUGCUUAAGACAAUGCCCUCAAAUCUACUCUCACAUCUACUUCACUCUUUAAUCUUAAACUUUAAGUAAUGACAGUUUAUUGUGUUAAUAUGGAAAGAGCGCUAAUAAAUUAAAGAUCAGAAACAACAAUCCAAGCUAGAGUGGACCAAAUGGAUGAAAAGGAGAGAGAAGGGCAAUGAGCCUUGUGUUGUAUGGCUAGUACUGGUGCUAUUACCACUGCAAAGAGUAAUGAUGCUUCACUCAAGGUGAGAGGACUGUUCUAUAUGUCUGUUUGUAUUCCUUUGCUGUUUUUGUGCAGAGGUUUAAUGCAUAAGUGUUUAAUGGGGUACUUUCAUUUUAAAAUUUGUUUAUGAAACCCAUAACCCAUGCUCUGCAGUUUUUCAUUAUACCAGGAUUAAACACCAGGCAGUUCAGACCAGAUAGCUUGUAAGUGUUAUAGAACUUUCUAAACAUUUUAGAAAUCUGUUGUUAUUUUUAUUUGUUCCUUUUUUAAGAUUCUAUUUUUGGUCAUUUUUUUUUUUUUAAUUUCUUGGUCCUUUUUGGGAAGUAGUAUGUUUGUGUUUUCCAUUCUGUUAUUCAAAUGUGUUCAUGUUAGUAAAGUGCCUGGUGUUAAAUAAUGGUAUGUGUAUGGAAAUAUUAAAUGUGGAGUAAUAAUGAAAAUUUCUUUUAGAUAAUAUGUAGCAUACGUGUAUGAACAUUAAGAAUCUUUGAAUGUACAUUUGAACCACAAGCUUGGGAUUCUGUUUUGCUUCACAGGUUGGUGGUUAUUGUGUUUGGUGUAGACAUGGUCUAAACAGGCAGAAUGAAACUGUACAAUAAUACAAAAUAAUUAUAUUACAGUAUAAAUGGUCUGUUUGGCAUCUGGUAAAGAGAUAUUGGACGAAUGGUUUAUACAGUGAGAAAAGUGCUCUAGUGGGAAAAAGCUGAAAAUGUCUGUACAUUUGCAAUCUGUUUUUUAGUGUAAAAAUAAAGUUAAGUUCAAUUAUGGGUGAUCCAGUCUUCAGACACACCCAUGCACUAACAUUGCUAUUUUAGACUUCUGUUCCACUUGGAAAAAUCUUUUUAAUCCACAUUAACCGUGACACGUUUGAUGCUGUUUAAUCAUGUGUUCCAUUCCACUGUUUUUUAGAUUGUGUGUUUUGAAUGAAAAAUGUAAAGUAGAUUGUGAUCUUUUAUACUUUGAUAUUGUUUUACUGUUGUUUUACAUUGUACAUUCACGCACUUUAUUUAUUUUUCUACCAGUAUUUGUAAGCUGUAAGUGAGGUAGGCCACUGUCAACAUCCUGGUUUAAUUUUGUAGCCAAGGUUUGUACAUUAAUGAAGAGAUGGAAAUAGGUCUGAAAAUGUGUCUCCACUGUCUGACAUGCAAAAUAAAAUUUUGCAUAAA